Molecule: messenger RNA, 3084 nt
Organism: Symbiodinium sp. CCMP2592
Lineage: Eukaryota; Dinophyceae; Suessiales; Symbiodiniaceae
Source: the annotation of a GenBank genome assembly
AUGGAAGCACCGAAAUGGCUGGAUGAUGAUGGAAAGGAUCUUUUCAACGACAUUGAAAAUGAUGAGAACCCGCACAGCGAUGCAGCUUGCGAAAGCCGCGAGAAGCUGCUGAAAGCCAUGGCUGGGAAAGGCGACUCCAGCGCUUCCAGCUAUCGAGCUCGCACUCUCCUAGGCUGCGGCCUCUGUGAGCUGAAGAAGGCGAACUGGGUGAUGGCGAAGAGGCGUCUGGAGAGCGCGAUCUCCGAGAUGAACGUGCCAAGUGAGGAGAUGAUGUUGAAGAAUCCCGACCUGGCGCCGAUUGCUCUCACGAAGCAAGCUGCAGACUUCAUGAAGAAGCAUGAGCUCACGCAGGCAGGGACCCAGCUGCGGCGUUGCCGCGAAGUCCUAGAAAGGAACGUGAAGACGGCGACCUCAACAACUUCAGACGGAGUGGCUGCUACUCGUAGCUGCCGGCUUCGCUUCCAUGGCCCAUGGCGGUUUGCGAGACUUCAUGGAGAUCUCCGGCCACAGCUGGACCAGGCUGCCGAGCCUGGGGAGCCUGGGGAGCCGAUGGACAGCCCGAGAAAGCGCUGCGGCAAGCGGCUCCUCACAGAGGCCGAGGAGGCCACUAGUGACGGCUUCCUCGCCUUCGCCUCCGACGAAGAGGAGGACGAGGAGAACACAGAGGAAGCUGCUUCCUCCGACGGCGAGCAAGUGCGCAGCGACCUGCCACCACCGGAGGCCCCAACUACGCAAGGUGCUACGGCCGCUACGGCCGCGGCGCCGGCUCUGGCCUUGGACUGGUCCUUGAGUGACCUGCUCCUUGAGGAGAUCCCAGGCAGUGGACGCGGUUUGGUGGUGAAAACAUCCACGCCAGAGGUUUGGGCUCUGGGCCGAGGAGCGCAUGCAGCGUAUCAGGGCCGGCAGAAGUGGAAGCUUCGCAUCUUGCGACUUCCCUCAACGACUGCUUCGACUUCUGUCUCGCUCCUCUUUGGGGUCCUGGCCCAGUGGCCAGGCUGCCAUCCGAUGCCCGGCCCGGAGGGCUCAGCGCAACAGCCGGCCCUGGCCCUGCUCACGGACACCGGAGAGCAGCUCUUUUCCUCGAAUCUCUCUUCAGCCCUGCUCCGAGCUCCGUUGUUGCCGCGGGCUCUGAAGGUUCAGGAUCUCAUCGAAGUAAUCAUGGACCUCGACAUGAGACGACUCUGUUUUCGCAUCGAAGGCGAUGACAAGGUGGAGGGCGAGGCCAAGCGGCUUCCUAUCCGAAAAGACACAGCAGGUCGUGGAAGCCACGCUUCACAGCGGCUCCGAGACACGGCCUACUAUCCUUUCUUCGCCCUGCGGGCUGGUGUGGAAGUGGAGCUGCUUGACAUGCGCCCGGCGCAACGUUUGCCAUGUGCUCCAAUCCCGGAGGCCGUGAUUUUGUGCGGACCUCCCGGCGCUGGCAAAUCCACCUGGGCCCGGCAGCACGCGGCAGGCAAAACCUUCCAGGUUCUCGGAGCUGAGUGGUUGCAUCACCGAGCCACCUUCUGCUCCGAGGUUUCAGCGCAGCCUGAGCCGAAGGGAGGAAGUCCGGCCCAGAUGUCUGUGCCGACUGAGUCUAGCUCCGAUGCGCUUGGGAACGAGGGUCGCAGACUCUUUGCCGAGCGCUUGCUGAAAGCCUUCAGCGCUCCGGAGGAGGCCGCGCCUCCCUCGCCAGCAACACGAACGAAGGCCUGGACUUUCCGCCGUGCCCGCGAUCUUCUGGCAUCCGAACUGCCAGAAUUGCUGCGUCGUUCCGCAAAUCGGCGAACCAGCGUGAUUGCGGAUGAUUGCCAUCUGCAGGCAGCGGGUCGAUUGGCCCUCCGCAACGCCUUGCAUCACUUCCCUGGCAAAGUCCGUUGGAUCAUUGUUCUCCCAGAAACUGUGGGAGAAUUGCUUCGACGACGGAGUGAGCCGACGGAUGAAGGCCUCGCAGGCCUCGCAGCAGACGACUGGUCCGGGGCAUCGCUUCCCGAUAGGGAAGGUGGUCUACACGUGGAGUAUGCAGAAGGUCGCAAUUUGGGCGUCUUCCAAAGUUGGCUCAUGUUGGAGGACACCGAGGAGUCUGCAUCAUGGACAUUGGCUCACGAAGCUCCGCCUGGAAAAGCAGCUGCCUCCCAGGAGCUGGGCGGCUUCUUCCAAGCCUAUGACAGCUGCAGGCGUUACAAUAAGUAUGCAGUGCUCAAGAGAGUCCAUCAGCAGAUGAGCCAAAGUGGCCAGGCCGUUCCUUUGGAAAAGUUCGUGGAAGAGAUCCCAGGCCUUGGGAAGACAGGGCAGUUCCUUCCGUCUCUGAUGACGCAAGUCCCUGGACUCCGCGAGGUCUUCGGCUUCAUGGAGGUCGUUGAGAGCUCCCUUGACUCGCUCGACGCGCAAGUCGCGGGCGUUGAUCCGAUGCAGAAGACCAAGAAGCGCCGGCUGGAUGUUAGCAAGGCCAAGAGCAAGGGCGGCAGCAUGAUGUAUGUUCGUGCCCUCUUCAUGCAGCCGGUUGUACCAUUCGAGCAGCUCGCCGUCGCCAAGGAGUUGGUGGAAUCGGGCGCGGCGAAGGCAAUUUCUGGCUUGGCAGCAAGCCAGGCAGCUUCCCUGAUCAAGCGAACAAAGACUGGCUCAGGGUGCAAGGAGGAGCUCAGCAAGGUGUGCGAGAAGCUCUCCAAGAUUGCGGACAUCCAAUCGAACGGUUUCGGCGAAACGCGCCUCCUCGUCCUCAAGGAAGGCAAGAAGCAGUCUUUGGAUGCAUGCACGACGAAUGCGAACGUGGGCAUUCUGGUGGCGGCAAAGGAUGGCGCUCGCCUCACGGUCGCCGGAGAGGAGCCCACGCCGCUGAGAGCCGGAGAGCCGGUGGUCUUCGACGUCUGCUUAGAGGCGAGCCUCCAGGCCGAGGAGAAGCUGCCGGUGCUCUUCGCCCAGGCCUGGCACCCGGAGUUCGCAGCAGUCGAACGCACCACGGAGUUGCGGGCGAGCUUGGAGCCCAGAAAAUCAGCCACUGUGCUUCAACUUCUCUCCGUUUCGUUUCUUGCGUUUUGCCACGUCUGGCAUGCGACUGCCGGCCAGGCCUUACUUACUGUUACUUACUGUCGGGGCAAGCAGUAG